Molecule: messenger RNA, 1133 nt
Organism: Alligator mississippiensis (American alligator)
Lineage: Eukaryota; Metazoa; Chordata; Crocodylia; Alligatoridae
Gene: UCK1
Product: uridine-cytidine kinase 1
Exons: 7
Coding region: 357-1067 (236 amino acids)
Cellular component (GO): cytosol; cytoplasm
Molecular function (GO): kinase activity; ATP binding
Source: RefSeq, a predicted model, not a curated record
CAAACCGCCGCCUCGUUCCCUUGCGCCGCGGGAGCCGGCCCACGCGAAGCAACCUGGUCUGAAACAAUUCCUCCCGAGCGGCAUUCUUCUCCUGUUUGCUACCGGCCCUAUACGAGUGUUUAUUUUCUGAUACCGGUUUCUAUCCGGACUGUGUAACUAGUGAUUAUUGCUUCUGUGCAGAUAACACUCGUUCAUGCGAGAUGGCUUGGUCCUAUUCUAGAGGAUCUGAAGGCUGCAAAAGAUCCUGAUUUGCAUCUCUCCUGACCUUCGGCACGACACAGACUGGACAAAAUCACUAGCUAACCCAUGAGCCGAGCCCACAGCUUCCAAGUAAGUCCACGGUAUGCGAGAAGAUCAUGGAGCUGCUGGGCCAGAACGAGGUGGACCAUCGUCAGCGCAAGGUGGUCAUUCUCAGCCAGGACCGCUUCUACAAGGUCCUCACCGCCGACCAGAAAGCCAAGGCGCUGAAGGGGCAGUACAACUUCGAUCACCCAGACGCGUUUGACAACGACUUGAUGCACAUGACUCUGACGCAUAUCGUGGAAGGGAAAACCGUGGAGGUGCCCACCUAUGAUUUUGUGACCCAUUCCAGGUUGCCGGAGACCACGGUGGUAUAUCCUGCCGAUGUGGUGCUGUUUGAGGGCAUCCUGGUCUUCUACAACCAGGACAUCCGCGAUAUGUUCCACCUCCGCCUCUUUGUCGACACUGACUCGGAUGUCAGGCUGUCCCGCCGAGUGCUGCGGGACAUGAAGCGUGGCCGGGACCUGGAGCAGAUCCUUACCCAGUACACCACCUUUGUCAAGCCUGCCUUCGAGGAGUUCUGCCUGCCGACAAAGAAGUACGCUGAUGUGAUUAUCCCCCGAGGAGUGGACAACAUGGUUGCUAUCAACCUCAUUGUGCAGCACAUCCAGGACAUCCUGAACGGCGACAUCUGCAAGUGGCAGCGAGGGGCAGUGAAUGGGCAUGGCCGGACGUACAAGCGGCCGUUCCCCGAGCAGGCCGAGAGCAGCAGUGUGCUGGCCCCCGGCAAGCGCUCUCACCUGGAGUCCAGCAGCCGCCCGCACUAACCCUGUGGGAGCCCGGAAGCUGCCUAUGUUCCAGACCAACGCUGAAGACAACUUGGGAGAAACAAA